This is a messenger RNA of Rhinocladiella mackenziei CBS 650.93, 558 nucleotides long. RefSeq lists its product as uncharacterized. Lineage: Eukaryota; Fungi; Ascomycota; Eurotiomycetes; Chaetothyriales; Herpotrichiellaceae. The transcript has a single exon. The record is from RefSeq and is a predicted model, not a curated record. Bases 1 to 558 code for a protein of 185 amino acids.
AUGUCCGAUUCCCACCAUCAUCCUCACGACCACAGCCAUUCACAUUCUCACCCACCUCACCUCUUCCAAGCAACAUCUUCAACAGAUCAACCACCAGACGCAUGGAGAGAAAGUGGCGUCCGAGUCAUCCCCGGCGACAGCCUCGAUACCAAUACUCCACAAACGCCUGGAAUGAACCGAGCUGCCGCAAUAACAACGGCCCGAGUAGGAGCACAGAAGUUGUGGGCGGGCACCGUUAAGAUCCACCCGAACGCCAAAACAGGUGCACACCAUCAUGGACACCUGGAGAGCGUGAUCUAUGUGGUCAAAGGCAAGGCACGGAUGCGAUGGGGUGAGAAGUUGGAGUUCACGGCCGAGGCGGGGCCGGGCGACUUCAUCUAUGUGCCUCCGUACGUACCACAUCAGGAGAUCAAUGCGAAGGAAGACGAGGAGUUGGAAUGUGUGCUCAUGAGGAGUGACGGAGAGGCUAUUGCGGUGAAUUUGCCUGAUGUCGUGCCGGUUGAGAAUCCCCAGGGCGUCAAAUGGAUUGAUCCCACGCAUCCGACCGGAGGCGUGUGA